Molecule: messenger RNA, 528 nt
Organism: Eimeria acervulina
Lineage: Eukaryota; Apicomplexa; Conoidasida; Eucoccidiorida; Eimeriidae
Product: ribosomal protein L11, putative
Exons: 3
Coding region: 1-528 (175 amino acids)
Biological process (GO): translation
Cellular component (GO): ribosome; cytosolic large ribosomal subunit
Molecular function (GO): RNA binding; structural constituent of ribosome
Source: RefSeq, a predicted model, not a curated record
AUGGUGAAGUCGUUGGAAGAGAACCCGAUGCGGAAAAUCCGCAUCGAGAAGUUGACUUUGAACAUUUGCGUCGGCGAGUCCGGUGACAGACUAACCCGCGCCGCCCGAGUGUUGGAGCAGCUGACGGGGCAGCGCCCGGUGUUGUCUCGUGCACGAUUGACGAUUCGUUCAUUCAGCAUUCGCAGGAACGAGAAAAUCGCCUGUCACGUGACUGUACGAGGCAAGAAGGCUGAGGAAAUCCUAGAAAAAGGACUAAAAGUGAAAGAAUAUGAACUUAAAAAGAAAAAUUUCUCAGACACUGGAAACUUCGGCUUCGGUAUUCAGGAACAUAUCGACUUGGGCAUCAAAUACGACCCCUCCACCGGCAUUUACGGGUUAGAUUUCUACGUGCAUUUGUGCCGCCCCGGUCUGCGCGUCUCUAAGCGCAAAUGGGCCCGUGGGAGAAUUGGGCACAGCCACCGCGUGACGAAGGAAGACAGCAUUCGUUGGUUUCAGCAGAAGUACGACGGCAUCGUGUUGAACCGUUGA